Schistosoma intercalatum is the source of this 5996-nucleotide messenger RNA. The record is from the annotation of a GenBank genome assembly. Lineage: Eukaryota; Metazoa; Platyhelminthes; Trematoda; Strigeidida; Schistosomatidae.
GAUUUGCGCCGUCAAGGUCGUUUGGUUCAUUGAUACGGUUUCCCACUUCAAUGUUCUCUUCAAAAAAGGUUUUGUAGCUAAUGAGAUUUCAGUGAUUAGGAUCCGAUAACAGAUUUGUGGGACACAUUUUCUUUUGCUGAACGUUACUGCCACGUACAAGCCCUCUAUGCAAUAGCAUGAGGGUUGCUAAACAGUAUGAAGAAUGAGAACUAUGAUUUGCAGUUGGUUAGGGUUAGGACUUAGAUCUAGGGUUUUCAUCACAAGAUGAUGUCAUCUAAAGUGUCGAAGCGUUAUUUAACCAAAUGGAUGAAUCAAUGUCGCACGAAAAUCCGAGUCUUGUUAUCUUAUGUCUAAUUGGUUUGUCCAUAAAUUAUAGUCUCAUCGCAUUAAAUGCGCUCUUCACAAGCUAAAUCUAGAAAGAUCGAUGUUCUUUCGGAAACUAGACAUUUUCGGAAUCAUGCUAUUCCACUCCCUCCUUUCUAUGCUGUUCCACUGUCUUUCAAAGAUCAAAAUGCUGGUUCAUUGUUGGUACAUCACUUACUGUUCGUCAGUACUAGAGAAAGUUGGAGGAAAACUGUUUUACGUCUUUAUAACCAAAAGUUUUGGUGCACUCAGAAAUAGGGAGGAUUUUUGUUUCAACAAUCACUUCCAUGCAUCGGUUAGUAAAGUGAACAGGUAAAACUCCCAUAAAGCACCGAUUUAUUUUCCAUUUGAGCCUCAUUGCAGGAAGUCAAAUCAUAAAGGCCAUACAUUACACUUUCUCAAGCUACUCAUUCAAAGGAAAAUUUUAGAGAUACUGCAUUGAACACAUUAAGAAAACAAAAUCGACAGUAUUUUCAGCAUAACACCAACGAUUCAGAAAAAGUUAUGGGACAUAUGUACUAGUUCUUUGUCGUUUCCUCUUACCUAUUACGUGGACCUAUUAAACCUGACUUUUAAGCUCCUGCGGGGUCUAAAGAACUGGACAACUCAUGGGGUGGUGCUUUCAGGGCGUUUGUUUUCGAAUGCUAAUAACCUACGAAUAUAUUCAAUCCUCGAAGACUACAUGUUACAGCCAUAAAUUAGCAUAGAACAAACUGCUGAUCAUUAAGAUUUUUUAGGAUUUUCUGUGUGUUCUAAUUUACAGUUCGUUAGUGAAUUCAAAAAGAUUUUCUUACGGACUGUAAUGUUUUGAAUGUCUUAACAGGUAUGAUAAAAUACUCAAAGUAUGUCGCAACUUGCACUUGACAUUUAGAAAUUGACUCCAAUCGGGAUAUAAAUAAGGCAUGUUUUAGAUGAUUUUAUCGUUUCUCUCUGAAGCGAUACAUUAGAUACUGUGGGUGAGUAACGUAUUGAAAUUUCCUUCAUAUCAAAGUAAACCAGUCUAAAUAGGACUAAAGAUUUAAGGAGUAUUUGGGACUAUCAUUUUAGUGGCUAAGAAUUGUUGUUAGGUGAUACUUAAGCUCAGCCUAUAUAUCUUCGUGACUGUACUGGAUAUUGUGGGUUUUUUUUUGUUACGUGACCUGAAGAAUUGUUUCAAAACCUGUCACGCAGUUGCUUCAAGCAUUUGUAAAGAACACUUCUUACCUUGCUCUUUCGUAUGGUACUCGUAUUUUUGCUGUCUUUUCUUCUAUUUCUACAUUUAACGUCAUACAACUUUUGGCUCUACCUAAAAUAUUUGAUUAAUCUAAACGACUCCACCAUAAUCAGCAAAGCGAAUCAAUGUAGGGGGCUUUAGGUCACUAUAUUAUGGUAGGAUAUAUUUUACUUUCUCUUUGUAGUUUCCAAACUCACCUCCUUUUGUUGUUUUCAUAAUAGGAUGGAUGUUCAUUGUGAAAUGAAUCAAGAAGUCGAUUCCAAUUAUCCGAAUUCCUACUCUAAAGAAGUUGAGGAAGCGCUUUCCCGGCUUAAUUUAAAAUCAGACAGUUUAGAUGAUCCUGAUUUUAAUGUUAUUUCUUAUAUUAAUGAGAGAUUUCCCAGCGAACAGUCACUGGCAAAUAUAGAUGAGUUGAUAGCUGAAGCGGAAGGAAAAAUUCGCGAACUAGACGAUGAGACUAGAGACCUACUACGUGGUCGCUGGCAAACAGAGGAUAAAGGACAAGAGAUUGUUCAGGAUGCAAAGGAUAUGAUAAAAGUACUAUUCUCUAGAAUACAGGAUGUUCAAGAUCGAGCUACUAGAUCAGAAGAAAUGGUACAAGACAUCACUCGGGAUAUACAGCAACUUGAUCAAGCUAAGCGUAACCUAACUGUUUCCAUAACUGCCCUCAAUAAUUUAAUUCUUAUCGUGAACACCAUUGAUCGUCUGAACGAAUUACUUGGAAUACAAAGUUCAGUGAAUGAUCCAAUGUUUUUUGCGAAGAGCAAUGACACAAAUGCCAGUGCUCAGAAUCCAUUUUUAGAAGUUGACUCUGAAUCCUGGAUGAAUGAAAACCAUCCACCUGAAAAAACAAAGUUUCAAAGAUUUGUACCGUCCUUUUUGGCCGAAAUAUCAAAUUUAUUAGCUCAAGUUCAACGCUUAUUACAACCUAUGCUGUCAGCCUAUGGUUCAGUGUCAUCUGUGGCUGGAUUAUCUCGAGAAUUGGAUUCCAUUCAUUCAGUCCUUGCAGAUCGUUUGACUAAGGAACUCAAACUGUUACUAGCAGCUACUCGAACAGUUACAGAUAACAAGGAACUGAUUUUAUCAGCCUGUGAACUAGUUGACUUACUCCCUAAGAGUUUUCAUCUCGAUUCGGAUAUUGUAAAUUGGUUUAUCUCUCAUCAUCUAACUGAGUAUAAGGAGCUAUUCGAUCCAACACAGACUACUGCUUGGUUGGAUAAAAUCGAUCAGCGAUACAACUGGUUAAGAAUUAAUUUGGUCCCCUUAGAACGUUUAUUUAUUUCAGUGUUUCCUCCCUCUUGGCUGGUGACUGAAAGAUUUGUUUUGGAGUUUUGUCAUAUUACACGUGGUGGCUUAGAAACUGUUAUGAAACGACGUCAGUCGGAACUUACCCAUAAUCUUAUUGUUUUCGCAUUGCAACGCACCUUAUCCUUCGAGGCCAGUUUGAAUAAAGCAUAUACGUCUGAAGCGCUAGAAGAAUUACAAUCUAUGAUAGUUAGCGGUAAGAGUAUGGAGCGUUCAUCUAAUCCAUUUGAUGAUAAUGAGGAUGAGGAAGAUGGUUUAGAUGAUGCACAAUCUAAAAGUCCUGCAGAGGCUAAGGAUGAUUCAUCAACAAAUGAUUCUAAACACAAUUGGAAAAAGCAAAUUUUUGAUGGAAUUAUAUCUGGCUGUUUCGACCAAUUCUUUGACCUCUAUUUGGUUCAUUUGGAUAAAGGUCUGAGAGAACAAAUGACAAAUCGUUUGAUUGGUGAUUUCACUGUUAAUAAAUCAAGUUUUGAGAACAGGGAUCUUGGAGAUGUAUUCAGAGAUGACAAUCCAUUUGACACUGUACAAAUCAAACCAAAUCCCAAUGACCCUGGCGAGAAUACUCUAUAUUCUGCUACAGAUUUAUUCUUGUUCUAUAAACAAAUCUUGAAACAAACUCUCCAGUUGAAUCGGGGUCAUGGUUUGUUAGGACUUGUUCGUCUUUUAAGGCAGUAUUUGUCUGAAUACACGGUUCGUGUGCUCUUGGCUCAAAUUCCAGGCUUAGCGAUUACCAAUACUAGUGGAACUAACGUUGGCUUAUCUGCACCGGAUGUUGCAGCGAAAAUGGCGGCAUUCGGUUUAAGCAGUCUCUCAGCUCUUGGACUUGGUCGUGGUCAAACGGGACUCAGUGCAGCUCUAGAAAAUAUUAGGACACAAACAAAAUAUAGUUCUGCGCAAUCUGAUCUGAUAAGUUCAUCAAGCAACCAGGUGAUUAACAAUUUACUUCGUGAUGAUGUACAGGGAGUUCGACUGAGUAAGGAUGAUGUCUACAAGGUGUGUGUCAUACUCGUUACAGCAGCAUUUUGUCUGAAGACUGUUGAAGAUUUAGAAAAGCGUCUAAAACAUGAAAUCAGACCACCUAGCUGGAGUUCAAAAAUAUCAUUUGCUUCUGAACUUGAUGGUUUAGCAACUUGUAGAUCUGUUUGUGUCCACCGCCUGGUUGCCGACUUGGAAGCUGGUGUUGAACCUCAGCUAGUCGCUAUGGCACGUUUACCUUGGAAUAAUCUUGUACAAGUUGGGGACCAAAGCGCCUAUGUUACAGCCAUUGUAAAUCAUCUUCGCACUCAAAUUCCACUGAUACGAGAAACAUUGUACACCGUCAGGCCAGCUUUUACUCAAAUAUGUAUAAAAUUUGCUGAUGCAUUAAUUGCGAGAUUCGUUAAUGCCUUAUAUCGUUGCAAACCGGUCAAUACUUUUGGAGCCGAACAGCUUUUAUUGGAUACUCAAUCGUUAAAGGCUUCUCUUCUUCAAAUGCCUCUUCUUGGAGCUAAGUUUACUCAGACACCUCCCCGAAGCUUUACAAAUCUAGUUCAUGAAGGUAUGGGGAAGGCGGAACGUAUAAUCAAAGCAGUUAUGUUACCAGUCGGUGUCGCUACGCCAGGAAAGCAAGAGUCAACAACUCCUCCAAGUGGAUUUGUAAUGGGUCCAGUUGAUACAAAUGCAGCUAAUGUAUUUUUAGCUAGUUACGAACAAUUAUUACCUGAUCUAACUCAAACUGAUCUACAAAAUGUUUUGGAUAUGAAAGGUGUGAAAUUCAGUGAACAACAGUUGAUUUUAGAAAUAUUUCGUAGUAGAAAUGAAUUUAAGUCAGCGAUGAAAGAAAAAACACCUGAAGUAACGUUAUUUUGUUCUGUUGCAGAUACUGCUAUCACUGCUAGCACUUUUGUUAGUACUGCAAUUAGUAACGUAGCUUUGACAGGGAUAACGACAGUUACCGCGACCACCACUGCUCUUACGAGUUCCUUUGUAGCCACAUCGAACUCUCCAAAUAAUCAGCGUCAAAAAUCGAAGCAGUCUGUAUCGAUCUCAAUGAAUCCAUUCGAUUCAUCUCCACCAGUAGAAGAGCGGGAGCAAAUAACAGAUAGGAAAGGAAAAGUAGAAAAGUUAUUGAAUAAAAGACGAUAAGACUAUUACCAAAUUGUAAUUUUUGAAUGUUAAUUUUAAUGAAUAAUUAGUAUCUUCAUUGUUGCUUUAACUUCGUUUAUUUUUUUCUCAACUCGGUCGAGUUUAUUCUAUUCCUUCUCCAUUUUGCUAUGUUGAAACUUUCGCUUGUCAAAGUAACUUUUCUGUUGGUGUGUAUAAUUAACAUCUCUCUCUCCAUAUAUAUGCAUGAUUCAUUCAUACGACUAUAAUAAUAUAUACUACUAUUAUUGCCGGUUUAAAAACGUUGUACUUGGAUGUUUUUUUGUAUCUUACUUCCUUUUAUUAAUUGUUUUAUUACUUACUAUCUAUAUUGUGAUAAAAUGUUUGUAGGAAACUUUCUCUGUAUUUCUGUUUCUGUAACCUUAUGGUAUGAAUUGAAAUACCAGUUUGUUUUCUGACAAUUUUCUCAAGAAUAUCAUGAUACAUAUCUACUUAGUGCAUCAGUUUUUAUGGUACUGUUAAAUUGGUUACUAAUGUUUAUUUUACUGUGCUAAAUAAAAACCAACAUUAAAAGGUGAUUUUUGCUGGUCAUUCACUUAACCUCAUUUUAACCAAGUAAUUUAGGUGCGUUUCUCCUUUAUUUGCUUAAGUUGUAUCAACAUUGGUCUAUGUGAUUGUUCUACUUUGAAAUUUUGAGUAUCUAGAGCACUGGUUUCUUCACAUCUUGUAGAAUAUUUUCAUAUGUCCUGGUAAAUGUUGUCUAGUUUAAUAAUAACUAACUGGAAAACUAUGAAAUCAGGUGACACACCAUACUCCUGUUUGAAAAAGGAUACUUCGCACGACUAAUUCCCUUCGUUUUCACAGGUUAUAAGGUGAAAUCCGAAAUCUCUUAACCAGUAUAAAAAUGUGCUAUGUAGUUGUGUCAAUGACCUUUUAAAGUUGUAAAAAAAUUAUUUGAGGUGGUGAUUUCCAGCUGAUUUGUAUAAGCCAUCCUCCAAAUCGGUAACAAACAAAUAAACAUUCAUAGUAUUUC